Messenger RNA from Dermacentor andersoni, 758 nucleotides. RefSeq lists its product as uncharacterized. The record is from RefSeq and is a predicted model, not a curated record. NCBI's taxonomy places the organism in Eukaryota, Metazoa, Arthropoda, Arachnida, Ixodida, Ixodidae.
GCCAUUUUGUUGGGAGCGAACUGCGUCUGAACAUUCACAGCCUAAGUACCACCCGACAUGGCCGAGUUCCCCGAAAUCCCACUGCCCGGAAACGAGAGCCUCAACGAAGUUGUUCGUGACCUCCUGCGCGGGAACAAGUCGUUGUCGCAGAUUCAGGUCAACAGCGACUACGUCAUCACCUGGAACGGCUUCUUCAACGUCAUUGAGGUGGUGCUGGCUGCCUCGCUGUUCCUGGUGGUGCACGUGAUGGCGGGCGGCGACUCGACGCUUCGCUGCCUGGCCACCGUCGCGUUCGCCAUGGCCGCGCAGGGCGUCCACUUCCUGCUGUGCGGACUCUUCUCGCCCGUCGUCAGCAUCAGCGUCGCCACCUCGUUCUACUACGUCUCCUUCCACUUCAUGGCCGUGCUCUUCUUCUUCGGCCCCGGCUUCUGCAGCAUCCUCAGCCUGCACCUGAGCAUACUCGAGUGCGCCGGAGGAAUCAUCGCUGGGAUAACAGCCGUGGUGCUGGCCGGCGUCCACCUCGUGCACGCCAUCUACUGCCUCACGGGUUCGGUGACCCGACACCACAACAUCAAGAUGUCCGACCUGCAAGAUACUUUCUCGGACCUCGUCCAUUGAGAUAUGUGCGAGCUGCCAGUGCCUCGCGCGUGGCGUCGUCAAAUACUUGCCGUUUGCUUGAAGUUCUUUGUUUGUUUAUACAUACUGCAACCCUAAGAGCGUUAUCGCAGGGUUGUUGGAACAUAAACCUGCAUUGCGUA